AAAAGUUUCCCACCUCAGCCUGUAACCCUUCUGGACAUCUAUACGCACUGGCAACAAACCUCGGAGGUUGGCCGGAAGCGGAAGGCAGAGGAGGAUGCAGCACUGCAGGCCAAGAAGACCCGUGUGUCAGACCCCAUUAGCAGCUCGGAGAGCUCAGAGGAGGAGGAGGAAGAGGCAGAAGCUGAAACCGCCAAAGCCACCCCAAGACUGGCUUCUACCAACUCCUCAGUCGUGGGGGCAGUAUUGCCAUCCAACAUGAAAGAAAAAGCCAAGGCAAAGGCCAAGCAAGUCAACAAGACAGUGAACUCCACACCACACCCUGCCUCAGGGAAGGCAGUGGCCCACGCCCCCUCUGGGAAGUCACCCAAAAAGUCAGCAGGGCCCUCAGCAAAUACCAUCCUGUUCAUAGAAAGUGAGGAGGAGAGCAGCGUCCCGGCCCUCGGAACCACUGCCAAGCCUGGAGUGGCAUCGGCGGGCCAGAUCGACAGCGCCAGCGAGGACACCUCCAGCUUGAGCGAUGAGACAGACGUGGAGGUGAAACCCUCGGUAAAACCACCGCAGGCCAAAGCCUCGCCAGCCCCUGCCAAGGAGUCUCCAGGGAAAAGGCCCGCUACAACCCCUGGGAAGGCAGGGAAUGUGGCACCCCAAGUCAGGGGAGGUGCCCUGACCCCAGCCAACAGGGCCAAGAAGUCAGAAGAGGACUCGGAAAGCAGCGAGGAGUCUGAGAGCGAGGAGGAGGCCCCUGCAGGGAAACCUGGCCAGGCGAAGUCCUCGGGGAAGCCCACCCAGGUCAAAGCUGUCUCAGCCCCCGCCAAGGAGUCCCCGAGGAAAGGGGUCAUCCCAGCACCCCCUGGCAAGGCAGGCCCUGCAGCUGUCCAGGCCAAGGCAGGGAGGCCGGAGGACUCGGAGAGCAGCAGUGAGGAGUCGGACAGCGAGGGGGAGGCGCCAGCAGCUGUGGCCCCAGCCCAGGCCAAGUCCUCGGGGAAAGUUCUUCAGGUCAGAUCUGCCUCAGGCCCCACCAAGUGCCCCCCCCAGAAGGCAGGGCCUACAGCCACCCAGCUCAAGGUUGAAAGGCCCAAGAAAGACGUGGAGAGCAGCAGUGAGGAGUCAGACAGUGAUGAGGAGGCAUCCACAGCUGUGACUCCAGCCCAGGCAAAACCAGCUAUGAAAACUCAGGCCACGGCCUCCCCAAGGAAAGGCACCCCCAUUACGCCUGCAUCUGCCAAGGCCCCCCCAGUUCGAGUGGGCACACCAGCCCCCUGGAAAGCAGGAAAGGGGAAUUCACCAGCUUGCACAUCGUCCCCAGCUAUGACCAGAGGCACCCAGAGGCCAGAGGAGGACUCUUCAAGCAGCGAGGAGUCAGACAGUGAGGAGGAGACAGCUCCUGCCGCAGCACAGGGCCAGGCAAAGUCUGUGGGGAAAAGCCUCACUCCCACCAAGGGGCCCUCAGGACAAGGGAAGGCAGGGCCUUCCAUGGCCCAGGUCAAAGCUGAGAAGCACGAAGACUCCGAGAGCAGCGAGGAGGAAUCAGACAGUGAGGAGGCUGCCUCUGCUCCAGCACAGGUGAAGGCCUCUGUGAAAACCUCUCAGAGCAAAGCCAACCCAGCUUCUAUUAGAGGGGCUUCAGCCAAAGGGACAGCGUCAGCUUCCGGGAAAGUGGUCGCUGCAGCUGCUCAAGCCAAACAGGUGUCUCCAGACAAGGUAAAGCCACCAGUGAGAACCCCCCAGAGCAAUGCUCUCUCCGUGAGGGGCCAGGUGUCCGUGCCAGCUGUGGGGAAGGCAGUGGCCACAGCAGCCCAGGCCCAGCAGGAGCCAGUUGAAGACUCAGAGAGCAGUGAGGAGGAGUCGGACAGUGAGGGGGACGCAUCUGCUCAGGCAAAGCCCUCAGGGAAGACCACCCAGCUCAGAACUGCCUCAGCUCCCAAGGGGUCCCCCAGGAAAGGGGCUGCCCCAGCACCCCCCGGGAAGACAGGACCCACAGCCCCCCAAGCUAAGCAGCAGAAGGACUCGGAGAGCAGCAGCGAGGAAGAGUCGGACAGUGAUGGGGAGGCACCAGGGGCUGUGACCCCAGCCCAGAAGGAGAGUAACUCCAAAACUGCCAAAAGCAAGACCCUGGCCCCAGCAGCCUCGGAGAAGAACGCCGAGGGGUCCUCAGAAAGCAGUGAGGAGNCAUUUAAAUAUUGGAGGAAGGUCAUUCCAGGCAGGGAGCACAGCAAGUGCCAAGGCCCUGUGGCAGAUCAGAGUGUGCAGACCCUGUCCACAGGGGACCGCUGCUCCUCAGCUUGGGCCAGUUUUGUUGUGGCCAAGGGCUACCCUGUGAAGGCCUCGGAGAAACUUGUCCAGGUCAGACCUGCCUUAGAUCCUGCCAGGGGGACUCUCGGGAAAGGGGCCACCCCAGCACCCCCUGGCAAGGCAGGGCCUGCAGCCGUCCAGACCAAGGCAGGGAGGCCGGAGGAGGACUCGGAGAGCAGCAGUGAGGAGUCGGACAGCGAGGGGGAGGCGCCAGCUUCCAAAACCCCACUUCAGUGUUUUUUGUUUUUGUUUUUCAAGGUGAUUAAAACCCCUCUGAUUUUUAUCGAACUUAAUCGUAGUCCAGCUUGCCCAGCUGCUACCCCCACACCAGCCCAGGCUACAAACACCCCACGGAAGGCCCAGGCCUCGGAGAACACAGCCAGGAGCUCCUCCUCAGAGAGCGAGGAUGAGGACGUGAUCCCUGCUACGCAGUGCUUGACUCCUGCCAUUAGAACCAACGUGGUGUCCGUGCCCAAGGCCCACCUAAGAACAGCCCUCGGAGCCAGCGUUGCUGGGACCAAGAUUAGUGAGGAGUCCAGUCGGGUGACAGAAGGCAAGAAACAGAAGGCACCAGCCACUCAGGUGACAAACAGGAACCUGGCUCACCUUCCACUGACCCAGGCUGCCCUGAAGGUCCUUGCUCAGCAAGCCAGUGAGGCCCAGCCUCCUGCUGCUAGGACCCUGACUUCAAGUGGGACUGACAGUGCUCUGGGAGCACUCCCUGUGGCAAGUCCCCAGAGCACCCCUGUGCCAGCCAGAGUGACCAACAAGCUCAGAAAGCACGAGGCUUCUGCAGUGCAGCAGUCCACGGCCCCUCCCUCGGGAUGCCCCCGAGUCAAGGCCCCUGAGACCUCAGAUGACAGCAGCAGCUCUUCAGGGAACGAGGAGGACGCCGAAAGGCCCCAGGUGGCCCCGUUGGCCCACAGGCAGGCAGGUCCAGCCCCCUCCAAGAAGGACACCUUGGUGGAGGAGACCACAGCCGAGUCCAGCGACGACGAGGUGGUGGCGCCUUCCCAGUCUCUCCUCUCAGGUCAUGUGACCCUUGGACUGACUCCGUCCAUUUCCCAGGCUGCAAAGGCCAUUCCCAAGCCAGAACCCUCCUCCUCGGUUUCCUCUGUUCCGGCCACCAAGGAUGCCCCAGAUGGCAAGCGGGAAGUGGAGCCCCAACAAGCAGCCACUAUGUCCCCUAAAACAGGCAGAAGAGAGGCUAGCACCACAGCUCAGAAGCCCAGGAAGGGGGCCGGGAGCCGUCAAGCCUCAGUGCUGGCGCUGCAGAGUGCCAUCACCCAGCGCCUCCUGAGUGAGCCCCAGGUCCAGGCCACUGUGGUGAAGGUCCUGACGGAGCUGGUGGAACAGCAAAGGAAGAAGGUCAUGGAUGCCACCAAGGAGAGCAGCAAGAAGGGCCGGGUGGGCCACAAGCGGAAGCUGUCAGGAGACCAGGCAGCGGUCAGGACCCCCAAGAGCAAGAAGAAGAAGCAGCCGGAGGCCGGGGAAGACAGGGAGGGCGCUGCCUCCCCGGGAAAGGCCCCCAGGACUACCAAGGGGAAAUCUAAGGGAAACGCAGCAAGUGGCGACAGCAAGGAGAAAAAGGAGGAGCCUCCUGGCCCCCAAGGGGUCAAGGAGAAGCCAGAAGGGGAGCCAGAAAUGGUGAAGGUUGAGGGUGGAGACCAAGCCGACCUGAAGAGCAAGAAGGAGAAGAAAAAACCUGACAAGAAAAAAAAAGACAAGGAAAAGAAGAAAGCCAAAAAGGCCUCAAUCAAAGACCCUGACUUACAAUUCAAGAAGAAAAAGAAGAAAAAGAAGAAGACAGCAGAACAGACUGUCUAAGGGGCGCAAGGCAGCAGAAGAAGAUGGCCAGCCACAGUGUUCGUGCUGGCCGAGCCCGGGAGCCCUGCCGAGGAGGACGACGAAGUCCACUCACUGACCCCGCGCCUGACUUCUGUCCUGACACAGGAUGCUGCGUAUAGAUGUGUACAGUAUAUAUAUAUAUUUUUUUAAGUAACCCGCCUCUCCCUUCUCAGACCCAACAUGCACAGAGACCUUGGGACUGUCCACCUUUUUGUCCUGCAGACCGAGGAAGGCCCAGCUUGCCACUCCGUCCAUGUCCCUGGUCCCUGGCUGACACUGAAAUUUUGUCCCCCUCUUGUCAGUUUUUUCCCAUUUUGUGGUGUUUCUUUUUUAAGAACUCAAAAUAAAAAGACUUGAAGGAAAGGUGCAAGUUCCUGAUGCACCUGGGGCAGAUGUUUUGCAACUGACUUAUUCUUGGAAGGGAGAGUCUGGCUGACACUUGAAGGUGAACAAACCAUCGCUCAGGAUUUGUUCUUGGUUGUGUAUGAAGCCCCUGGGAUGCUGUGGUGAGUGGAACAGAACCGUUUUCCUCAGUCAAGUGUCUGGUGCUCAGUUGGGGUGGGGAAGGCUUCCUGGAGGAGGUGGCAUCUUAGCUAAGGGAGAGCUCAGGCAUGACCAUGGUGGGUAGGCCAGGCAGAUAUCCCGAGGUAAGGCAUGGAAGAGCCACCUUUUGAAGUUAGGACUUGAGUUGGGGGAAGGUCCUUUUGAGGUAUCUGGUCGAGAAUAGCUGUGGCAAGAGCAGGAAAACCAGUUAGGACUGAGUUGCUCUUGUGUCCAGGUAAUAAAGGUUCUGUAAUGAUGAAGGCAGGAAGUGGAGGAACUCGAAAUGUAUGUCAGGGUGACAUCUUCAGGACUUGGUGGCAGCCGGCAAUGCAGAGGCCCACUUCCUGGGCCCAGAGCAGUGUGGAGCACCUGAGGUCGCGGAGAUUGUUCUCCACGGUUUUCAGCCUUCUGCUAGACAGAGAGGCCAUGCAGAAAGAGAGCACUGAGCUGGGUGGUCUUAGAGGCCCAGGUUGGCAUCCGGCUGUACCCUUAACCCAGGACCCUUGGGCAAGGCCCUCAGCCUCUGUCUCCGUAAGCGUGUUGGUCUAGGAACAGGCCACAAAGUAGUGUCUAGUUGGGCUUCGUUGAAACGGAGAGUUUUCACUGAAUGUCCUGAUUUGGGGCGCCUCUUGAAAAGAAAUCUGGCAACAGGGGCCUCUGCUAUCCCCUGGCAACAACCGGCUGGGGUCCUCUGUGGUUGCCAUCUGUCAUCAGGCUCGUCCUUAGUAUGGCAUUGAAAAUGGGGGUAUGGGAAAAGGCAAGUUGGACCAAGAGGAGAUGGUGCUUAGGAACUUUGGGCAAGAACUUACUUCCUUUUGGAAGCAGAGUGUUCCUCUGUGUUAAACAUGGAAACCAAGUGUGUCUGUGUCCAAAGACGGCAGCACCCCUCCCUGCCUGGCCCCACAGGCAUGUGUGUUUGGGCUCCCUGAGCUGCGUCCCCCAGUCCAGACCACUGGAUUCAAGGCCUUCUGUCACCUCCUUGUGGUAAACAAGCCAGAUCCCAACAGAACACCCAGCAGCCGGAAGUGUCUACUUUCUACCUUUAUUCUCACAGGAACCACAGCCCUAAGGGCUGAUGACAAGCUUGCUGCAUAGAGGGAACUGGGGGCUGGCGGAGAUUGGGGAGAGGUUAUGGGUGGAGAGGAUGGUUCUUCCUGGUGAGUGAUGCUGGAGAGAGGGAGAGGGUGACUCGUGCCCCCAAGUUCCAUAGGCUGCAAAGCCAGAGGGGAGGGACAGCAAACGUGUUGGGCCUGGGGCCUGGGGGAGCUCCACCCCCUCUCCUUGCACCUGCCUCCCCGUCCAUGUGUCUGGAUCUCAGAGCUCCACGUUGGAGGCUGCUGUGGGGUCGGAAGUGGUCAGCCGAGCUCCAGGUCCACCUCCUUGGGCCGUGCGUCCCUGCUGGUGGAUGGAGGGCUGGGCAGCAGGUCCCUCCUGCACUGUUAAUCUGUGCUAUUCUAAUGUAAUUUGUUGUGUCCGAGGAUGAUGGAGAGCCAGGCGCCAA
Messenger RNA from Hipposideros armiger (great roundleaf bat), 6184 nucleotides. Its product is annotated as treacle protein-like. Gene Ontology annotation, molecular function: scaffold protein binding; RNA binding. The annotation marks the transcript as partial. The record is from RefSeq and is a predicted model, not a curated record. Gene Ontology annotation, cellular component: nucleolus. NCBI's taxonomy places the organism in Eukaryota, Metazoa, Chordata, Mammalia, Chiroptera, Hipposideridae. The transcript is spliced from 26 exons. Gene Ontology annotation, biological process: nucleolar large rRNA transcription by RNA polymerase I.